CAUACUGUAAAUAAUACAUUCAAGCAGAGCAAACACCAAAUGUGCAGCAGGAAGCGCAUUCAUCCGGACUCGUCAUUUCCUCCUCUUAUCUUUUGAGGCUGUGUGCAAGUCCUCAGAUUAGUCAGGCAGCGUAAACUCGGGGAGGGGUGCAAAAUGAGUACAAAAUAACAGGCGUGGUUUGGAAGUAUUUCCUUACACUCUCAGAAGGGGCUGAGCAUGUUAAAAAAAAAAAAAAACAUUGGACAACAAACAUGACGACAACUAACAGUGAGGAAGAUUUCAACAUGGAGGAGCAUACGAGGGAUCAAACAACGGACAAGCAAGAUGUGCCAUGCGACUCUUGCAUGGGCGACCCCUGCAAGGCCGUCAAAUCCUGCCUGACCUGUCUGGUGUCCUUCUGCGAGGAUCACCUCAGACCUCACCUGAAGAAUGCCAAGUUCCAGAGCCAUCGUCUGGUGGAGCCGCAACAUCACAUGGACUGCAGCAGGUGCGAUGUUCAUCACCUUCUGCUGGAGCACUACUGUCUGACAGACGGUUGCUGCUUGUGCUCCGACUGUCAAGGUCAGGGGCACGGAGGUCACGCCAUCGUGUCUGUGGGGGAGGCCCGCACUCAUAUUGAGAAUGAGCUGCAGAAAAAGAACCAGGAGAUCGAUAAGAGCGUGUCAGCGGCCGACAAAGCAAUGGAAAAGCUGUGCAGCAACAAGGACAGCAUGAAGUCUGUGGUGGAGGAGGCGCUAUCUGAGGUGGAGCAGCACUUUGUCAAGCUGCAGGAGGCAGUGGGAGAGGCCAGGAAGAAGGUCGUGGAGCAGCUGGAAGCAGAGCAGAGACGAGCGCUUCGGCAGGUGGACGGCGUGGAGGCGCACCUGAAGCAGAGGAGGGAGGAGCUGACUAAGACUUCAGCACAAAUGAACAGAAUGUUGCAGAUUAAGUCUGACGUCUCCUUCUUGCAGGAGUACCUGAAGUGGAAGGAGGGAGUGCCAGAUUGUUUACCCAAAGUGAGCAUCAACAAUAUGGAGCACAUCAAGUCUUACGUCCAAGUCGUAGCCAGUGUCACGCAAGAGCUGUGUGACCUGCUGCUCACCUCCUACCAGGACAAGCUCAGCAUCAAUGCUCAAAUUACUGGUGCCAAAUCUCAGACGCCACAAGUUCUGUUGCCGGACCCUGAGACGUUGGAAGACUUUUUAAAAUAUGCAAAGAAUUUGACCUUUGACCCGAAUACUGCUCACUAUUUCCUGCGCCUAACAGCGGACAACACAAAGGCAACCAACACCAGCCCCUGGCAGCACAGCUAUGUGGACCACCCCGACCGCUUUGAGCACUGGCGCCAGGCGAUGACGUCACAGAGCCUGUACACAGGAAGGCACUAUAUGGAGGUGGAGCUUGUUGGCGAAGGCGCUCACGUAGGGGUCACCUAUAAGAGCAUCGAGCGUAAGAGCCAAGAAACUAGCAGCUGCAUCACCGGGAACGACUUCUCCUGGUGCGUUGGGAGGAACAGCCGAGGCUUUUCCGCCUGGCACGCCGGCACAGAGACUCCAUUAGAGACUUCAGAUGUCGCAAAAAUCGGUGUGUACGUGGAUUUUCACCGUGGCCAUGUGUGUUUUUACGAUGUGAGCAGACCUAUGAUGCUGCUCCACAAGUACAAGGCUGAUUUCAUGGAGCCAUUGUAUGUGGCUGCCUGGCUAUCAAAGAAGGAGAAUGUAGUUUAUCUGGUUAAUAGUACAAACUGAUGUUUGCAUGGUUAGGCCUUACAGAUGACGUCACCAUCUUGAAUGAUAGUGACCUUUUCAUGCAAUCGCAACACUGGAGACUGUUAAUUAUGUCAAUGGGCUGUGAAGCACAUCAAUCUGGUAGAGUGAGUGACCUGGAAAACUGCGGAAUAUUCAUGCAUUUCUAUGUAUGACCCAAUGAAGGACUGCAGUUGCACUUAAUAAACUUUAUUGCAAGCGCAAGGGAGGAUAAUGUGCUUAACCUCUACCUAGACACUUGACUGACGGUCUAAAUGUCAUACAGAAGUGUGUGACUCGACCACACAUGACACACCAUAAAUAUUCAUCCUAUAUUUAUUUCAUUUACAUAUUUAGAUUCCUUGACCACGACCACCUUUAUCAUUCAUG
Molecule: messenger RNA, 2114 nt
Organism: Doryrhamphus excisus (bluestripe pipefish)
Lineage: Eukaryota; Metazoa; Chordata; Actinopteri; Syngnathiformes; Syngnathidae
Product: tripartite motif-containing protein 16-like
Molecular function (GO): zinc ion binding; protein binding
Source: RefSeq, a predicted model, not a curated record